This is a messenger RNA of Dioscorea cayenensis subsp. rotundata (Guinea yam), 585 nucleotides long. Its product is annotated as plasmodesmata-located protein 2-like. Lineage: Eukaryota; Viridiplantae; Streptophyta; Magnoliopsida; Dioscoreales; Dioscoreaceae. Gene Ontology annotation, biological process: transport of virus in multicellular host; plasmodesmata-mediated intercellular transport. Gene Ontology annotation, cellular component: plasmodesma. The transcript is spliced from 4 exons. Bases 1 to 585 code for a protein of 194 amino acids. The record is from RefSeq and is a predicted model, not a curated record.
AUGGAACUUGGUCACAUUGUAUCUUGCGGCGUCGCCACCCAACAAGCCAUCACCAACUUUUCCUCGUCCUUCAUCGCCCAAUCUUCAAACUCCAAGCUCCACAAGAACUCCACCUCCUCCACCGGCCAAGCACUUUCAGAUCUCUACCAGUGCUGUGGAGACCUCUCCGGCACUGACUGCGCCACUUGCGUCACUCGAGUGAUUCCGAUGUGGUCGUCUCUUUUUGGUCCCAGGGAUGCCGCUGCUCGCGUGCAGCUCACUAGCUGUUAUGCGCUUUACCAGGCUGCUGGUUAUCCUCAGGUCGCUGAGAGAGAUUUGUCGGCUAGGGACGUGGGGAGUGCAUUGCGAGGGCCUGCGAAGGCUGAGGUCAAGUCGUGGCGGUGCUUUGCUUCCGGCCGGGUUUAUCUCGAUAAGUGCUACAUUAGCUACAAUUAUUACACUGAUGGCGUCCCCCGCAGUAGGGGCGGCAGAGGAGGAAUUGGAGUUACUGUUAAUAGUGGAGCUCGACGUGCCACUGAUGGUGGUUACUCUGGUGUGAAUAGUCUUGAGCUUGUUGCUGUUUUAUGGAAUUAUCUGUGCUUGUGA